This is a messenger RNA of Pelagomonas calceolata, 1890 nucleotides long. Lineage: Eukaryota; Pelagophyceae; Pelagomonadales; Pelagomonadaceae. The record is from the annotation of a GenBank genome assembly.
UUUUUUGCCAGCCGUGGCGGACGCGGCGCGCGCGGCGCAACAGUCCGCAGAGCACGCGCCAAACGCUGUCACAAAUCGUGCGACGGCGACGCCGCGCACCGGUCGGCGCUGCGGUCGCUCACCAAAUAGCGUCGCGCUCGUCGCACGCCGCGCAUGGCGCCGCGCGCACGCCUGCCGCGCCUCGCCGCCGCGCUGCUCCUCGCGGCGGCGGCCCGCGCCAUGUCCGCCACGAAAAAGCGCAAGCAGAUCCAGAAGCUCAAGGAGCUGCGCGCGUCCGAGUGGGCGCACCGCCGCGCCGACAAGAGCGCCAAGAAGACCAUGUACUACGGCAUCCCCGACGAGUGGUCGCGGCGCGGCCACAUCGCCUGCUCCCGGGAGAUCGAUAGGGGCGGCGACUUCGUCGUCGCCGUCGCGUCCGACGCGCCCGACGCCGUGCCCAUCUUCGCGGCGAUCAACAGCACGGCGGCGAACACGCGGCGCCGGCGCUUGGACGUCGUGGCCUUCGUGGGCGCGGCGGCGGCCGGCGACCUCGAGCGGCUCGUGGAGGACCAUUUGAGACGCGAGGGGGCGACGCUCGACCUCCGCGUGAGCGUCUGCCGCGGGUUGGACGACCAGCUCCAGCUCCGGCCGGCCAUGCGCGCGCUGCAGAUGCUCGGCAACUCGACGCGCGUGAAGCGCAAGGAGCUGCUGUCGCCGUUCAACUUCGCGGCGUUCUACCUGCCGCACGUCCUGGCCCACGCGGCGCGCAUCCUGUACCUGGACACGGACGUCGUCGUGCGGGGCGACGUCGACGAGCUCGCGCGCAUGGAUUUGGGGGGCAAGCCGGCGGCGGCCGUCGAGGACUGCUCGCAGGUGCUGCGCAAGUACAUUGAUUUUCCCCUCGCGGAGGCGUACCGCGCGGCGACGGCGCGGCGCGUCGGCGGCCGCGCGUGCGCCGGGGACGGCUGCGAGCCCAUGCCGCGCGAGACGCCGGGCAACGCGACGUGCGUCUUCAACCGGGGCGUCGUGCUCUUCGAGGGCCGGGCCUGGCGGGCGCAGCGCCUCGCGGAGCGCAUCGAGCGCCUGGUCGUCGACUUCGUGCACAGCAAGGGCGCGCUGUUCCGCGCGGGCGUGUCGCAGCCGCCGUUCCUCCUCGCGCUCGCCGAGAACUACCACAAGCUGGACGGCGCGUGGAACGUGCGCGGCCUGGGGCGCGACGCCGUCGGCCUGCCCGAGUGGCGGGCCAUCGCGGCGAGCGCGCGGCGGGCCUUCGGCGGCUUCGCCGGCGUCGAGCGGGACCUCAUGCGGCGCAUGGCCGCCGUGGCGCGGCUGCGCGACGCGGCGCGCGCGGCGGCGCUCGCGCGCGGCGCGGCGACGCCCGCGGGCCGCGUCGCCAACCCCUACGCGCGCGGCGACCACUACCCGUACGUCUGCCCGCACGCGGCCUCGGCCAAGAUCCUCCACUUCAACGGCGAGGUCAAGCCCUGGCGCAUGGCGCGCGCCCAGGUCUCGCACCCGACGCCGGCCGAGGGCGCGCUCUGCCUCUGGGCGGACCUCGGCGCCGCGCGGCGGGCGCACCGGUGCGGCACGGUCGAGGCGUGCCUGACGUCGUGCGCCGGCGAGUGGCACCGGUACGUCGGCGGGCUCGGGCCGCUCGGGGAGCCGUGAGGGUCGGGGCGUGCCUGACGUCGUGCGCCGGCGAGUGGCACCGGUACGUCGGCGGGCUCGGGCCGCUCGGGGAGCCGUGAGGGUCGGGGCGUGCCUGACGUCGUGCACCGGCGAGUGGCACCGGUACGUCGGCGGGCUCGGGCCGCUCGGGGAGCCGUGAGGCUGUGGUUAAGUGACUCUAUGUAAGCAAGUUUCGAAACGAAGGGCUUAUCGCGCGCGGGAGGGAGGGAGGCGCGGGUCCGA